Molecule: messenger RNA, 1071 nt
Organism: Rhodofomes roseus
Lineage: Eukaryota; Fungi; Basidiomycota; Agaricomycetes; Polyporales; Fomitopsidaceae
Exons: 3
Coding region: 1-1071 (356 amino acids)
Source: RefSeq, a predicted model, not a curated record
AUGGACUGGAGCUCUGCUAGGUAUAAAAGCCGCAAAUCUCUAUCAACGACCCUCAGCUCACUCCCUUUGAGCACACCCACAAGCGCAGGUGCUGGACACUUUGCAUCCUUCGUAUUCACGUCACUCUUUCACCGCACGUUGACCCUCACGCACCGCUCCCCUGCCCGACCUUUACGACCAAACGAGUUCGCCUCUCAGCAUGCGUUACACCACCGUCUUCUCCGUCGCCGCAUUCGCAACCGCAGCCGCGCCACAGCACUCGCACGCCCGGUCUACGAUAGAUCGCAAUACGCACCCCGCGGCCACGAUGCCGACGUGACGUUCGACCCACGCGGUUCGCAUGACCCCCUCGAAAAUCUAUGGGAACGCGACCGUCAUGAGGCUCUCGUCUCGCGGAGCGGUCUCCAGCCUCCAGAGCCCCAGUGGCCGCCCGAAUCCGCCCCACCGCCUGUCCCGCCACCCAAAGACGUUGAUCUCUCUUCCCCGGACGAAUCCUCGCAGACGCAAAGCAGCCCUCCGGAGCCAUACCUCCCCGACUAUAUAGACGAGUCGUACCAGCCAUCGCCCCCGCCGAGGCAGAGACCGGAACAAAAAGUGCCGGAACGAACAGUGCCAAAAGGUCCGCGCCCCCCCGCCCAACAAAUCCCCUCCGGCGGUUCCGCAGGCCCCCCCCCCCCCCCCAACUCUCCGAUGAACAACCCGCCAUCGCUGGGCUCUCCAGCAUCAGACGCGGAUUCCGAGAUGGGCGAGGAGGACGCCAUGAGCCCGUCGGAGUCCGCGUUCGGAGAGAAUGGUCCGUCCACUCCUCUGGGAACCCCUGGGCCCGAGGAUGAGGCUCGUCCCAAUGGGCGCAGGCCCGCUCCUCCACCGGGGUCGCCUCUUGUCAAUGGAGUAGGACCUUUGCCUAACGGAUCGGGUUCCAAUGGUUCUAACGGGGCAGGGCCUCACCCUAACGGAUCCGGGCCCACUAACGGAGCCAAUGGAUCGGGCUCUCGUCCACCGAACGGACUCAGGCGUCGGUCUGAGAUGCACGAGGUUCUGGCUAGGAUGAUCCUGGACGCGUUGGACUGA